UCAGAGAUUCAAUUCUUAAGUCUAUAUCUUUCGCAUUACGAAGAUGACGAGCUACAAAAAUAUUUCAACAUAUUCCUUUGUUUGUGUUGCCCUCUACAUCACAUUAGCCCAUGCAGCCACUUUCAAUAUCCGAAACAACUGCCCCUACACGGUUUGGGCUGCAGCAGCGCCUGGAGGAGGCAGGCAGCUUGACCAUGGCCAAGUUUGGGACCUCGACGUAAGCUCUGGAACUGGAGGCGCUCGCAUCUGGGCUCGAACCAAUUGCCAAUUUGAUGAAGCAGGGCAAGGUAAAUGCCAGACAGGUGACUGUGGGGGACUCCUUCAAUGCCAAGGCUAUGGUUUGCCUCCUAACACCCUGGCUGAAUACGCAUUAAACCAGUUCAAUGGCAUGGAUUUCUUUGAUAUCUCUCUUGUUGAUGGAUUCAAUGUUCCCAUGGAAUUUAGUCCAACUUCCGGUGGGUGCACUAGAGGGAUCAAAUGCAGUUCAGAGAUUGUAGGGCAGUGCCCGACUGAACUUCAGGCCGCUGAUGGGUGCAAUAAUCCUUGUACUGUGUUCAAAACUGAUCAAUAUUGUUGCAAUUCUGGGAGCUGUGGUCCUACAAAUUUCUCUAGUUUUUUCAAGGAAAGGUGCCCUGAUGCGUACAGUUACCCUAAGGAUGAUGAAACAAGCACUUUUACAUGUCCUGCUGGGACUGACUAUAAGGUAGUGUUCUGUCCUUGAAAUUAAUACUAACAAUUAUUUAAGUCAUGAUGUUCUUGUACUUAAAAUUUCACGACUGCUAUGUAACAAUAAGAGAGCAGCGAGCUCCAAACACUGUUACAGACUUGUUAAUCAAUUUUAUUGGUUUAGACAUGAUUGUAUGUGGCCGGAUUUAUGAGAAGUUUUUUCUUGUAUUCAUAAUCCAUUUGA
Molecule: messenger RNA, 910 nt
Organism: Theobroma umbraticum
Lineage: Eukaryota; Viridiplantae; Streptophyta; Magnoliopsida; Malvales; Malvaceae
Source: RefSeq, a predicted model, not a curated record